This is a messenger RNA of Daucus carota subsp. sativus, 2421 nucleotides long. Its product is annotated as ATP-dependent zinc metalloprotease FTSH 2, chloroplastic. Gene Ontology annotation, biological process: proteolysis. The coding region runs from base 185 to 2266 and encodes 693 amino acids. NCBI's taxonomy places the organism in Eukaryota, Viridiplantae, Streptophyta, Magnoliopsida, Apiales, Apiaceae. The transcript has 5 exons. The record is from RefSeq and is a predicted model, not a curated record. Gene Ontology annotation, cellular component: membrane. Gene Ontology annotation, molecular function: ATP hydrolysis activity; zinc ion binding; ATP binding.
CUUCCACAGCAAUAAAAAAACUCCUACGUGCUUGUAUAGGAGCCUGUAUAAAUAACAAGGCACACACAGAAAGCCACGUAGGAGAUUAGGAACCACAUCCAUUCACUUGAAAACCCCCAAUUCUUUCUUGCUUCUCUUCUUCAUCAGCUCCCACUCUCUUCCACCCACAUUCAAUUUCUCAGAGAUGGCAGCUUCAUCCGCAUGCGUUGUUGGAAGUGGUAUAUCUACCCCUAGUACUAAUACUGGUUUAAACAAAGAAUUAUACGUUAGGCAUCUAUAUUCAUCUUCAACUCGUCCGUCACUGGUUAAAGUAUCAAAAGCAUUCACGGUGAAAGCAACUUUGGACCAAAGGCAACAAGAAGGAAGGAGAGGCUUUUUAAAACUGUUGCUUGGAAAUGUAGGACUUGCCACACCUGCAUUAAUAGGAAAUGGAAAUGCUUUGGCUGAUGAACAGGGUGUAUCGAACUCAAGGAUGUCAUACUCGAGGUUUUUAGAGUAUUUGGACAAGGACAGAGUCAAUAAAGUAGAUUUGUUUGAGAAUGGAACAAUCGCUGUUGUUGAGGCUGUUUCUCCUGAAUUAGGUAAUCGUGUGCAGCGAGUUCGUGUACAACUCCCAGGCCUCAGUCAGGAACUUCUUCAGAAAUUUAGGGAGAAAAACAUCGAUUUUGCAGCACAUAAUGCUCAAGAGGACUCGGGUUCUCUUUUGUUCAACUUAAUUGGAAAUCUUGCUUUUCCAUUAAUUUUGAUUGGAGGUCUUUUUCUCCUUUCAAGAAGAUCUGGCGGAGGAAUGGGGGGUCCUGGUGGGCCAGGUAACCCUCUUCAGUUUGGUCAGUCAAAAGCUAAGUUCCAGAUGGAACCAAACACUGGUGUAACUUUUGCUGACGUUGCUGGAGUAGAUGAAGCUAAGCAGGAUUUUAUGGAGGUUGUGGAAUUUUUGAAGAAGCCUGAAAGGUUUACAGCAGUGGGAGCUCGCAUUCCUAAGGGAGUUCUACUUGUUGGUCCACCAGGAACUGGGAAAACCCUUCUAGCCAAGGCUAUUGCUGGUGAGGCAGGUGUUCCAUUUUUCUCGAUUUCUGGUUCAGAGUUUGUUGAAAUGUUUGUUGGUGUUGGUGCGUCUCGAGUGCGUGACCUUUUCAAGAAAGCCAAAGAAAAUGCUCCCUGCAUUGUAUUUGUUGAUGAAAUUGAUGCUGUUGGGAGGCAAAGAGGCACUGGUAUAGGAGGAGGGAAUGAUGAAAGAGAACAGACACUGAACCAGCUUCUGACAGAAAUGGAUGGUUUUGAAGGAAACACUGGUGUUAUUGUAAUUGCAGCAACAAAUCGUGCUGACAUUCUAGACUCUGCCCUAUUAAGACCUGGCCGAUUUGAUAGACAGGUAGCUGUUGAUGUGCCAGAUGUUCGGGGAAGGACAGAGAUCUUAAAGGUUCAUGGUAGCAACAAAAAGUUCGAUGAAGAUGUAUCUCUUGAGGUGGUAGCUAUGAGGACACCUGGUUUUAGUGGAGCUGAUCUUGCAAACCUAUUAAAUGAGGCUGCUAUAUUGGCUGGCCGACGUGGGAAGACUGGAAUCUCAUCCAAAGAAAUUGAUGAUUCAAUUGAUAGGAUAGUGGCAGGAAUGGAAGGGACUGUCAUGACAGAUGGAAAAAGCAAAAGUUUGGUAGCAUACCAUGAAGUAGGACAUGCCAUUUGCGGAACUCUAACGCCUGGACAUGAUGCCGUUCAAAAGGUCACACUGGUCCCACGUGGCCAAGCAAGGGGUCUAACCUGGUUCAUUCCUUCGGAUGACCCAACCUUGAUCUCGAAGCAGCAACUUUAUGCAAGAAUAGUUGGCGGACUUGGUGGAAGAGCAGCUGAGGAAGUGAUAUUCGGAGAAUCUGAGGUGACCACUGGUGCAGUUAGUGACCUGCAGCAGAUCACUGGAUUGGCCAAACAGAUGGUAACUACAUUCGGCAUGUCUGACAUUGGCCCAUGGUCGCUUAUGGACUCAUCUGCUCAGAGUGAUGUGAUCAUGAGAAUGAUGGCUAGGAAUUCUAUGUCUGAAAGGCUUGCCGAAGAUAUUGACAAAGCUAUAAAGAGGCUUUCAGAUAGUGCAUAUGAAAUUGCUCUAGGCCAUGUUAAAAACAACCGUGAUGCAAUGGACAAGAUAGUGGAAAUUCUUCUUGAGAAGGAGACUAUGACUGGGGAUGAAUUCCGAGCAAUCCUGUCCGAGUUUACUGAGAUUCCCGUUGAAAACCGUGUAUCACCUUCAGUAUCAACUCCUGUCCCUGUAUAAUAUGGAGAUAUACCCUUGCAGACCUGCAACUUGUAAUGUUCAGUUUUAACAUUUCUCAACUAAAUGUAAAACCUUGUAUCAUUCCACAUACAUAAGUCCAUGUAAACUCUGUAUUUAGUCGAGACUUCUGCAAAAUAUACAUAUAAUUCUGUGUA